AUGGAUGUUCUUAAUGAUAUAGCACAACCUAACAAUUGUGAAGAUGAUGAGAAUGAGGUUGAUGAUGAGAUACCACCAGCAUCAGAAUGCAGAGGUACUAGCCAAUACUAUAAUGACUUAUUUGCCGAGAUGGAGUCUCCGUUAUUCCCAGGGUGUGAAAAAUACACAUCUUUGAAUUUCGUAGCUAAGUUGAUGCAUUUCAAAGUGUUGGGGAAAAUUCCUAACAAAAUUUUUGAUGGAAUCUUGGAGUUGUUAGAAGAUGCAUUCCCAUCUCCAAAUAAGAUACCAAAGUCACAUUAUGCGGCGAAGAGGUUGAUGAGGAAAUUGGGUUUGGGUUACGAGUCAAUCCAUGUUUGUAAGCAUGAUUGUGCAUUGUUUUGGAAGGAAAAUGCAGGAAAACACAAGUGUCCAAUUUGUGGGGAGGAUCGUUGGGUGGAUAAAAAUACCAAGGGGAAGAAAGUGGCCCAAAAAGUUAUGCGUUAUUUUCCAUUGACCCCUUGGUUGAUGCGAAAAUACGCGUCAAGGCACAUUUCUCAACAUAUGAGAUGGCAUCAUGAAGGGCGUGUUAAAGAAAAUGGUAUCAUGCGUCAUCCUGCAGAUGGGAAAGCAUGGAAGGAUUUUGACCGUAGCAAUCCAGCGUUUGCAAUGGAACCUAGGAAUGUGCGCCUUGGAUUGGCUGCUGAUGGAUUCAAUCUUUUUGGAAAUAUGAGUUUGUCUUAUAGCAUGUGGCCGGUUGUGUUAACGACUUACAACUUGCCACCGUGGUUAUGCAUGAAAGAGACUAACUUUAUGUUGACUUUAUUAAUUCCUGGUCCACAUUCACCUGGAAAAGAUUUUGAUGUUUUCUUAAGGCCAUUGGUUGAUGAGUUGAAGGAAUUAUGGGUGAACGGUGUUCAAACUUGGGAUGUUGUUGAUGAUAGUUUUUUUAAGCUUCAAGCAGCUUUAUUGUGGACUAUAAAUGAUUUUCCAGCGAGGAGUAGUCUUUCUGGAUGGAGUGGUCAAGGUUACACUGCUUGUCCUACUUGCAAUGUAUCAACACCAUCAGUUCGUUUGCAAAAUAAGGUUGUAUUUUAUGGUCACAGACAUUUUUUACCAAUGGGACACCAAAUUAGAAAAAAGAAGAAGUUAUAUGGUUCAGUUGAGAAAAGACCACCUCCAGAGGAAUUUAGCACUGAAGCUAUUUUCACACAAAUUAAUUUUAUGCCUGAAUCUCUUCCUGGUAAGCAUGUUAGCUACGGUGGACAAAAAAGGAAACGCACAAAAGAGCAAGUUGGUUGGCGUAAGAAAAGCAUUUUCUUUUAG
Messenger RNA from Humulus lupulus (European hop), 1302 nucleotides. RefSeq lists its product as uncharacterized. The record is from RefSeq and is a predicted model, not a curated record. The transcript has a single exon. NCBI's taxonomy places the organism in Eukaryota, Viridiplantae, Streptophyta, Magnoliopsida, Rosales, Cannabaceae. Bases 1 to 1302 code for a protein of 433 amino acids.